GGGCGCGGACUGCGGUAGAAUGCUAGCCGGGCUCCUCCGGCGCUGCGAGACGUCGCUCGAACGCGGUCAGGUGCCUCUCGCCGCUCCUCUAACUUGCCACUUGGUCGCGUUGGGUCUCCGAGGCUCUCUACCCUUUGGGGUAGUGGGGGGCGGGGGGAGUGGGGAGUUCGAGGGUCUGUGGUAGCCGAAGGGGGGAUCAGGCGAGGGGGAGCCUGCCGGGUGCCGCUCUUCUUCCCCCUCCCCCCACCCCGUCGCGGCCGCUUUCCCUUCUGCCAAUUCGGAGAGCGUCGGGCUCCUGUGACAUGCGAUCGCUGCCAAGUGACGGUCCCCGAGUCUGAAGUGCCCGCGAGGAAGUGAGCGCCAAGGCGGGCCGCCGGCGAUGACAGCCAUGAAGCAGGAGCAGCAGCCCACCCCGGGGGCCAGGGGGAGCCAGGCGCAGCCGGCGGACCAGGAACUGGGAAGUAACAGCCCUCCACAGAGAAACUGGAAGGGAAUUGCUAUUGCCUUGCUGGUGAUUUUAGUUGUAUGCUCACUCAUCACUAUGUCAGUCAUCCUCUUAACCCCAGAUGAACUCACAAAUUCAUCAGAAACAAGAUUGUCUUUAGAAGAUCUCUUCAGGAAAGAUUUUGUGCUUCAUGACCCAGAAGCUCGGUGGAUCAAUGAUACAGAUGUGGUGUACAAAAGCGAGAAUGGACAUGUCAUUAAACUGAAUAUAGAAACAAAUGCCACCACAUUAUUAUUGGAAAACACAACUUUUGUAACCUUCAAAGCCUCAAAACAUUCAGUUUCACCAGAUUUAAAAUAUGUUCUUCUGGCAUAUGAUGUCAAACAGAUUUUUCAUUAUUCCUAUACUGCUUCAUAUGUGAUUUACAACAUACACACGAGGGAAGUUUGGGAGUUAAAUCCUCCAGAAGUAGAGGACUCCGUUCUGCAGUAUGCAGCCUGGGGCGUCCAGGGUCAGCAGCUGAUUUAUAUUUUUGAAAAUAAUAUCUACUAUCAACCUGAUAUAAAGAGCAGUUCAUUGAGGCUGACAUCUUCUGGAAAAGAAGGAAUUAUUUUUAAUGGGAUUUCUGACUGGUUAUAUGAAGAGGAACUUCUGCAUUCUCACAUUGCCCACUGGUGGUCACCAGAUGGAGAAAGGCUUGCCUUCCUGAUGAUAAAUGACUCGUUGGUGCCUAACAUGGUUAUUCCUCGGUUUACUGGAGCAUUGUAUCCCAAAGGAAAGCAGUAUCCCUAUCCUAAGGCAGGUCAAAUGAACCCAACCGUCAAAUUAUAUGUGGUAAACCUAUAUGGACCAACUCAUACUCUGGAACUCAUGCCACCUGACAGCUUUAAAUCAAGAAUAGUGAUAGGACGGGAAGCCAGUGAGAACACAGAGGACGAGCUCCUCGAGGACUUCCCGGGGAAUCCAGAGCCACGGAGACUAGGAACAAGCAGGAAGCCAGUUGUAAGGAAGGGACACUUCCGCUGGUCACUGGUCGUGAGACAGCAGAUCUUAUGUGUUCAUGAGAUGGAGCUCCAGGAGGACAGCUGCAGCAGCAACAGGCAGGCCAAGGAGAGGGAUUUCCAGAAUGAAGAGCCAGUGUUUUCUAGAGACGGCAGCACAUUCUUUAUGACAGUUCCCGUUAAGCAAGGGGGCCGUGGAGAAUUUCACCACAUAGCGAUGUUUCUUGUCCAGAGUAAAAGUGAGCAAAUUACCGUGCGGCAUCUGACAUCAGGAAACUGGGAAGUGAUAAAGAUCUUGGCGUACGAUGAAACUACUCAAAAAAUUUACUUCCUGAGCACUGAGUCUUCUCCCAGAGGCAGGCAGCUGUACAGUGCUUCUACUGAAGGAUUAUUGAAUCGUCAAUGCAUUUCAUGUAAUUUUAUGAAAGACCAAUGUACAUAUUUUGAUGCCAGUUUUAGUCCUAUGAAUCAACAUUUCUUACUACUCUGUAAAGGCCCAGGCAUCCCAAUGGUCAGCCUACAUAGCACGGAAAACCCAGCAAAGUAUUUUAUACUGGAAGGCAAUUCCAUGCUGAAGGAAGCUAUCAUGAAGAAGAAGAUAGUAAAGUCAGAAAUUAAAAUGCUUCAUAUUGACGACUAUGAACUUCCUUUACAGUUGUCCUUUCCCAAAGAGUUUACGGACCGAAACCAGUAUGCUCUUCUGUUAAUAAUGGAUGAAGAACCAGGAGGCCAGCUGGUUACAGAUAAGUUCCACAUUGACUGGGAUUCAGUACUUGUCGACACAGAUGGUGUAAUCACGGCACGAUUUGAUGGCAGAGGAAGUGGAUUCCAGGGCCUGAAAAUUUUGCAGGAGAUUCAUCGACGGUUAGGGUCAGUGGAAGUAAAGGACCAAAUAGCAGCUGUGAAAUUUCUACUGAAACAACCAUACAUUGACUCCAAAAGAUUAAGCAUUUUUGGAAAGGGGUAUGGUGGCUAUAUUGCAUCAAUGAUCUUAAAAUCAGAUGAAAAGCUUUUUAAAUGUGGAUCAGUGAUUGCACCCAUCACAGACCUGAAAUUGUAUGCCUCAGCAUUCUCUGAAAGAUAUCUUGGUAUGCCAUCCAGGGAAGAAAGCACAUACCAGGCAUCCAGUGUGCUACAUAAUAUUCAUGGCUUAAAAGAAGAAAAUAUAUUAAUAAUUCACGGGACCGCUGACACAAAAGUCCAUUUCCAGCAUUCAGCAGAAUUAAUCAAACACUUAAUAAAAGCUGGAGUGAAUUAUACUAUGCAGAUCUACCCAGAUGAAGGUCAUAACGUGUCCGAGAAGAGCAAGUAUCAUCUCUACAGCACAAUCCUCAGAUUCUUCAGUGAUUGUUUAAAGGAAGAAAUACCCGUGUUACCACAGGAACCAGAAGAAGAUGAAUAAUGGACCCUAUUUAUACAGAACUGAAGGGGAUAUUGAGGCUCAAUGGAACGUAACCAAGAGACUGUAAUAUUGUACAUGCUCCAGAAUUUCAAGGGCAGCUUAAGGAGAUGACACUGGAACAGCACACUCAGAGACACUGAACUAGAAUCUGAAGACAGAUGUCCAAAUCUACUGUGUUGCUAAGGGUGCAGAACCUGUUUGUGUAAGGAAGGUCAAAGGGUUGGUUUCCUGGGAGAACUUAGUUUUGCAUUCAAGUAGGAGUAGUGCAUGUUUUCUUCUGUUAUCCCCCUCUUUGUUCUGUAACUAGUUGCUCUCAUUUUAAUUUCAGUGGCCACCAUCAUCUUUGCAUACGAUGCACACUUAUCAGCACCACAUCCCUGAUUUUUGAUGGCUGAGCUGCAACCUAACACCUUACUGUAUCUUUACAAUAAGUGCAAUUCCUUCAUUGUCUAUUAUUAUGCUUAAGAAGAUAUUCAGUUAAUAAAAAGCAGAGUAUUUUAUGUAAUUUCUGUUUAUAAAACAUUAUUAAGUGGGUCAAAGGUCAUGUAGAAAUACAGAUUUCAGCACCUUCCAAAGUUCAGCCAGUUAUCAGUAGAUACAGUAUCUUUAAAUCAACACACGAGUGUAUGUCUCACAAUAUAUAGACACACGUGUGCAUAUACAGUCAAUAAAUCUAUCUUUACAUGUUAUUCAUGCUACAAAGGAUAAACUUCUGAUGAAUUAGAAGAGAUGAUCUUUUACAGGCUAUAAUGGAUGCUUUGUUUAAUGAGCCAAAUAUGAUGAAACAUUUUUUCCAAUUCAGACUCUAGCUAUUGCUUUCCUAUAAAUGUUUGGGUUGUGUUUGGUAUCGUUUUUAGUGGUUACUAGUUUUCUAGUUGCAAUUUAAUUUUUUGAAUAUGAUACCUUGUCACAUGUAAAUUAGAUACUUAAAUAUUAAAUUAUAGUUUCUGAUAAAGAAAUUUUGUUAACAAUGCAAUGCCACUGAGUGCUAUUUUGCUCUUUGGGUAAAGGCUUUUUUUAAAACACUUGGUCCUUUUACUUCUCUCUCUCUCAAAGCAGAAUCAAUUCUCAUUUUCAUUGUAAAAGCAAAGAGCUGGAUUAUUUCAUUCGCCAGUUCCUAUUUAGUAUUCUGUGCCUGCCCACUUCAUCUGUUACUGUUUAAUUUAAAUCCUUCUGGUGAGAAAUAGAAAUGAAAUAUUUUUUAUUCAUUGGCCAAAAAGUUCACAAGCAGCAGUGUUUGCUCUUUGAGUUGAAGGCACAAAUGCAUUAAUCCCUGUGCUGUAUUGACUUGCAGUAGUAACUGAGAGUGUAAAAUAAACCUGACUGUAUGAAGUCAAACUUAAGUCAUGAGAAUAUUAAAUGUGGUGACUAAAAUCACUUUGGUGACGUAAGAGAUCUUCCAGAUGUCUGAAAGUCUGUAAUCAAGCUUGGAAGUUCAGAUAACUUGAGGCAGUGUACUAUGUUUUUGUGGUUUUUCUCAAAUUCCUCAGGACAGGCUGGAUACCAGGACAUCAGAACACCAGGAGGAAACUUAACAAGGUCACAGAACUGCUCAGUAACCCUCUUGUUUGUUUGAAGGGUCAGCUCCAAAAUUUGGGUAUUUGGAAACGUAUAAAUUGUUUUUUGGAUAUCCAGCUUUUCUUCUGGAUUCUAUGCGAUUGCGUCUUCACUGCUCCGCUGAAUUCAGUUUAAAAUGGGAAAGGCUCACUGUUCUGAGAGACCCAUUUCAGGUCUUUUUCAAGAAGAGUAAACACAUUUUUUUAAAAAAAAAUAAGUUUUAAUGUUGAAAAGGAAAGUUUUGCCUAUUUUAUUAAGAUGGAGAUUUCUUUUUAGGCUGAUUUGAAGUCCAACUGAAGCUUUUUAAAUCAAUAUUUUAAAUUUCAACCACUAGAGUUUUUAUGAUGCAAAUAAUUAUGUUGUCUGAAAGAUGUGGUUUUACUGGAUGUCUAUUUGAGCAACAUUUUAAAAGUAUUUGCCUUUUACUGUUCAUCAUUGCUCCUGUUUUAUUACUAUUAUCAAUGUUUAUCUAUUUUUCAAUUAAUUUAAUACAGUUUCUAAUGUGAAAGA
This is a messenger RNA of Suricata suricatta (meerkat), 4915 nucleotides long. RefSeq names its product dipeptidyl peptidase like 10 (gene DPP10). Gene Ontology annotation, molecular function: dipeptidyl-peptidase activity; serine-type peptidase activity. The record is from RefSeq and is a predicted model, not a curated record. The coding region runs from base 380 to 2848 and encodes 822 amino acids. Lineage: Eukaryota; Metazoa; Chordata; Mammalia; Carnivora; Herpestidae. The transcript has 26 exons. Gene Ontology annotation, biological process: proteolysis.